AUGAUCAUAAUAUGGAUCAUUUCUACAGUGUUAUUCUGUCUCACUGCCGGUUAUCGGAAAUUAUCAGUAGCAAUAGUGAUUACAGUCUUCGUAAGUAUGUCGGCGUGUGGAUUAGGACUGGAAUUAGAAGCAAGGCGGAGAAAACUAUGGAUUCUAAUGCUUAUAUCAGCUAUUGCACUCAUAGUAUGCGGAAUUUGUUUAGUUAAGUUUUGUAAUAAUUUGUUUUGCACAGUAAUAGCUGACUUUUUUGUUACCUGUGCUGCAGCUAUGAUAAUAUUUCUUACAACCUACGCAGGAAAAAUGCGUCUACAUACACAAUAUCCUCGACUGCUGUUUUGGACAGCUUUAAUUGCUGCUGAAAUUGCAUCUCUCUUUGGUUUUAUUGCUUUCAACUGAAAUGAAUUGGAAAAACUGGCCAAGCAACUAUUACUGAUAAUGGUAAUCCUGUAACUGAUCUGGAACAAUUAUUCGUUUAGUAUACUUUACUCACUUUGUAUGACCUUAUUGUAGCAACUAUAGUUCAUCUUAAAUUUUAAUUUUUCUAUUAUUUUUUUUCAAUGAAUUUAAG
Molecule: messenger RNA, 568 nt
Organism: Trichobilharzia szidati
Lineage: Eukaryota; Metazoa; Platyhelminthes; Trematoda; Strigeidida; Schistosomatidae
Source: the annotation of a GenBank genome assembly